CGGCCUCUUGGGAAAGCGAGUCCACGAAGAAUCGACGGCUAUUCCUAACUGGGUCCGCCCGCUUCUAUAUUUUUUUUUUUUCUUUUUCCUCCUUUCUUCCACUUUUACGUCUUUGGACAGCUCCUCCCGCGCUUGGCUGGAAGUCAGCUUCCUUUGCUGUUUUCCACUUUCUUUCUCUGCUUAGCCGAUCCAGCCGCGCUAUGGUGAAGUGGAGCGGCUUUGCCGGGAGAUUGGGGCGCUGCCUGCAGUCGCCGUCCGGAGUACCCCGUCCCGCUCCCCUUUGGAGGGCUACUUCCAGCGUUGCAGAGUCAGCUUCGAUCCCCCGGCAUGAAGAGCGGCUAAAGAGGCCGGAGGAGUUGCCCGGAAUGGGGUCUCUUGAGACCCUCUAUUGGCUCUUCGUGAAAGGCUACUUGCUGCACACGCACCAACUUCAGAUCAUUUCCAAGAAAAGGUUUGGCCCCAUAUGGAGAUCUACUACUGGCCCUUAUCUUAAUAUUAAUAUUGGAAGUCCUGAAAUCAUAGAGGAGCUGUUACGUCAGGAGGGAAAAUACCCAAUACGGAGUGACAUGAGCCUUUGGAAGGCGCAUCGAGACAUACGGCACUUAUCGUACGGCCCCUUCACUGAGGAUGGAGAAAGGUGGCACCGUCUACGGCAGGUGUUGAACAAGAGGAUGCUGAAGCCUUCAGAGGCCUUGCUCUAUGCCGAUUCCAUCAAUGAAGUGGUGUCCGAUCUCAUAGUGCACCUUGAAAAUGAAAGAAAGAAAAGUUCCUCAGGAGUAAAAGUUGAAGAUAUGGCCAACCUAUUGUACCGAUUUGCUUUAGAAGGUAUCUCCUAUAUUCUUUUUGAGACCCGCAUUGGCUGUCUAGAGAAAGAGAUGCCCGUUGAAACAAAAAAUUUCAUUGAUGCUAUUGGAUAUAUGUUCAGGAAUUCUGUCUUUGUCACCUUCCUACCCAAAUGGACACGGAACAUGCUGCCUUUCUUUAACCGCUACCUACAAGGCUGGGAUACAAUCUUUGCCUUUGGGAAAAAACUGAUCGAUCAGAAGACUUUGGAAUUAGAGAAGCGUCUGGAACGGGGUGAGGAAGUUUCAGGAUACCUGACGUACUUGCUUACCAGUGGGCAGCUUAGUCAUGAAGAGAUAUACGGAAGCAUAACUGAGCUGCUAUUGGCUGGUGUUGACACGACAUCCAAUACUCUGUCUUGGUGUUUGUAUCAUCUGGCUAGAAACCCAGACAUCCAGGAAGCUUUAUACCAGGAAAUAGCCAAUGUGGUACCCGCAGACCAAAUCCCUGAAGCCAAAGACAUCAGCAAGAUGCCUCUGCUUAAGGCAAUAAUCAAGGAGACUCUCAGGCUUUAUCCUGUGGUCCCCACCAACGCACGGAUUAUUGCAGAGAAGGAAGUUGUCAUUCAAGGAUACCAGUUCCAGAAGGAUAGCCUCUUUGUACUGGCUCACUAUGGCAUCUCACAUGAUGAGACCAACUUUCCAGAGCCAGAACGCUUCCUGCCACGCCGCUGGUUGCGAGACCAGAGAGAGAUGUCUCCUCACCCCUUCAGUUCCAUUCCCUUUGGUUAUGGAGUCCGUGCCUGUGCGGGACGUCGCAUUGCUGAACUUGAAAUGCACCUGGCUCUUAUCAGGAUAAUGCAGAAGUUCUUGAUCAGACCAGACCCGCAAUGCACUGACGUGAAGUCUGUCUCCCGUAUUGUGCUGGUUCCAGACAAGCCUAUUAACUUGGAUUUCCUUGACCGACAGACAAUGCCUUAAUGCUUUAUUCAGCCCGAGAGUCUGCAGGGAUUUAGAGAAUCUGCUCUGGGAUUGGAUUAUGACCUGGAUGGUCUACUGACAUAGUGCUUGAGGUGCUCCGCUCUUCAGGUGGGAUUCAGUCUAAGAGGGUCUCCCUCUUACCUGUACUAAUGGAUUUUCUAUAUGCAAUUCAUCAAAAGCAACAUUUGCAGCCUUGCAGGCUUCCCUCAAAAGUACACCCAUAAUUUUGAUAGCCAGCAUCCCGCUUUCCUGUUCCUGGGCUUCCAAUAAUCAGUGGUCAAGUUUAGAAGUACAGAACAAAGCCAAGCUAAGUCACCUUGGGCUAGCACCCUUUCUCUCUCAGCCCUAAGAAGGAGGCAAUGGCAAACCACUCCCAAAAAACCUUACCAAAAGAACUAUAGGGACUUGUCCAGGCGGUUUCUGAGAAUCUGAUACAACUGAACGAAAAACAACAACAAUCUUGCUUCAACCCAUUAAAAAUCCUCUUUGGAUGGGAGGAGGCCUUCAUGCAUUCAA
This is a messenger RNA of Pantherophis guttatus, 2279 nucleotides long. RefSeq names its product cytochrome P450 family 27 subfamily A member 1 (gene CYP27A1). Gene Ontology annotation, biological process: cellular response to peptide hormone stimulus; C21-steroid hormone biosynthetic process; glucocorticoid biosynthetic process. NCBI's taxonomy places the organism in Eukaryota, Metazoa, Chordata, Lepidosauria, Squamata, Colubridae. Gene Ontology annotation, cellular component: mitochondrial inner membrane. The record is from RefSeq and is a predicted model, not a curated record. Gene Ontology annotation, molecular function: heme binding; monooxygenase activity; iron ion binding.